Messenger RNA from Synchytrium microbalum, 3012 nucleotides. RefSeq lists its product as uncharacterized. Lineage: Eukaryota; Fungi; Chytridiomycota; Chytridiomycetes; Synchytriales; Synchytriaceae. The record is from RefSeq and is a predicted model, not a curated record. Bases 1 to 3012 code for a protein of 1003 amino acids. Gene Ontology annotation, molecular function: protein binding. The transcript is spliced from 16 exons.
AUGUCUCAAGGUCAAAGGAGCGGGAGCGAUGCUUUCCCUAUGCAUGAAUAUGAUUUGGCUAGAAGGCCUACUCUCGAAUCACUUACUGGAAGACCGGCUUCAGCUGCAGAACGAAGAAGUAAACGACUAGAACGAAGUAGACCUGUUGGUGGCAAGACAAUGGAAGGCAUCAAAACCGUCGACUCGUCUUUGGGUGCAUCAAACAUUCGAAUUGCAAAUCGACGUCUGGUCACUACUAAUCUACUACACUGUCUGGCUCUCGACGUGAGGCUAUCAUGCUUUGAUAUGCAUGCAAAGACAGAUAGGCUGGCUACUUGUGCUGGUACCGUCACGUAUAUAUGGGAUCUACGUACUCUGGAUGUUAUAGCAAGACUAGGGAAGGGUAAUGCUAUCCACAAAGACACAAUUCGACAUUGCUGUUUCGACCCGACUGGAAACACGCUAGUCACUUGUGGAGAUGAUCGACGCAUAGCUAUUUGGAAUGUCCAGAAGCAGCGGACAGAGAGGGUCAUUGAACAUCAUUUGGGACCAGUAUAUCAAGUUGCAUUUGCAGGAUUAGACUGGGUAGUUUCGUGUUCAGAAGAUGGUACUGCUGUGAUAUGGGAUGUGCAUACCGGCAACAAGGUUCACGAUUUCAUGAAGCAUCCAUCUGCAGUACGCUGUAUUGCUAUUCAGCCGAUGCGGCCAGAGAGGAUUCUGACAGGCUCGAACGACGGGACCUCGACGGCGUGGGACGUGAAUCGACAAGAUGUCAUUGACGUUAUCAUGCCAGAUCCUAGUUGGGGAUCUGAUUUUGCAAAUCCGUCAAUAACAUGGCAAGACGACGCUACGCAUCAUAGUGGAAGCAUAAUAUGCAUGAGCAUAUCCCCAUCUUCGCUUUUACUAGCAACAGGCUCGUUGGAUCACACUUGCAAAUUGUGGGCCAUUGCUUCAUACCUUAAAUCACCAGCUGCUGUUGCAAAUGAACGACUACGUGAACGACAAGUUGCAGAUAUCAUUGGACGUGCUAUUCGAGUCGAUGAUGAAUCUAGUGACCAACAGGCUCCUCAAUUUACCGGCAAAUACAAGGACGGGGAACCCAUCAUGGAGCAAGAAAACACGGAAUUCAGAGUGGGAGAAGUCCCUCUUGCUAGUGGAUAUCAUUCAGAUUUGCUCUUUACUUAUCGACAUGAGGCACCAGUUCUGUGUGUGGCGUUCAAUCGGCAGUCAAAUAUCGUCAUUACCGGCUCAGCAGAUUCCACUUGUCGGUUAUGGUCUGCUCGUCGUGGCGAUUUACUCUUCCAAAUUAACACGCCUUCACCAGUAUCUGCAAUUCACAUUGAUGACUUCGAUCGACUGUUUUGUAUUUGCCUAAACAGGCUUAUGAUCUUCCAAUUCCACGCCAGUUCGAAAGCUGAGGCAGAGAUCGAAAAUCCCGAAAAGAACAACACCAUUCUAGUUACCGAAAGCCCACCAAGACCAAGAGCAUCGUUUAUGGUCCCAGACAUUUCUGAACCUGCAGACGUACCAACAAUUCCGAUGGAAAUGGAAAGCCAUGCACGAUACAUUUCCGACGAAGAUGAGGAGAUGGAAGACGAAAACAGUCUUGAGCCAGCUCGACUACCUCCUUCUCAUCUCGGUCCCACAAGUACUUUGUCACUAGGCUCCUCGACGCCUCAAUUAUCCCCCCAAGUCUACAAGAAGAAGAAAAUGACUUUGCCCGAUAUUCGAAGACUGGUGUCUCAUGGCAUCACAUUAAAAUCCUUUGUGGACUCACUGGUUGCCGAAAAUCAAGAAGACUUUGAUAAAGACCAGCUAGAGAAAAAUAUGAAAACGUUCGGAUUAACACCCAAAAAAUUGCUCAGAGCCCUCGUCAACCAUUCUUUCUCACCCAAAGAUCUGUUCAAAGCUUUGGCUGCAAAGCGUGGAGCUGAUAAUCUUUUUGGACUUAUUCAACAAGAGACAAGUAUUUCGAGUCAUAUGUUGCGUCUUGGAUACCAAAGUGUCGAUGAAAUGAAAAUAAUCGAAGAGGAAGACAAUGACGAGGCGCUUGCACCGCAGAGUAUGUCAGCCAGACCGUCUGCAUACGUGCCUCCACCACACGAAGUCCACUACCUCGAACCCUUUUCCGGCGGUGUUCGUGGUCAUGCAGCAGGAGCGUCACCACGCCAUUCCAGAACAAACUCAACUGAACCACCCCAACAAGACACAGUUCGAUACUCUGUGGGCCGACAAUCCGUCGCUCGUCAAUCUGUCGCACGACAGUCUGUUGCUGCCGCUCACGACGAAUACGAGCAAGACGAAGCUGAUGACUGGGAGUACGAACAUGAUGCCAUGGAUCAUGAUGCCGAAGACGAUGUUCCUUAUGAAGGGUAUUGGACCAAGCAGCCUCGUCGUGUGCGUAGAGCUGUUGGAUCCAAAGUUGAAGGAAAUAUUGUAAGAUUUAUACCGUCCGAGCAAAUCAAGUUGAUUAAAGACGUGCAAGCCCAGAGACCUAUACAGCCUGUGUUUAAGAGUAAUGUUGCAGUAGAAACAGCACCUGCAGCUGUAUUCCCCAACUUUAGGCCGGAUGCUGAUAUCAGAGAUCAGAGGCCUGCACGCGUGAGGACAGAUGCUGCUCCCUUCCAGAGACUGAAUGAAAUGACGGGCUACAAGAAAUUAGGCAUUGAAAACUUUAUCAAGGGACGACAUGGAAAAACAGCUCAACCACGAAGCUAUGGGUCGUCGACCGCGAUGCCGUUAAGAACAACAACAACAAGGAGAGACGUUCUCCUCCCCACACCACCACCAUACAAUCCCCCAGCAGCCACAGGCCGUACCAAGCAGCAACUACCAAACCAGAAAUGGGAUUCAGGAUCAGUCUUCUUCCCUGAACGGUACCUGCAAUCGACUGGCAUGAAUGUGGAAUUUGAUGGCGGCAAUAGUACUGUACGUGUUCAACCUGUGGUUAUGAGAGGCGCACCUCGAGAUGGACGUGCUCAGUUCCCGGUUGGACAGUCAUCGCAAGUUCGUGUACGAUUCAAUGAGAUUUAG